This is a messenger RNA of Capsicum annuum, 651 nucleotides long. Its product is annotated as protein SCAI homolog. The transcript has a single exon. Gene Ontology annotation, cellular component: nucleus. Gene Ontology annotation, molecular function: transcription corepressor activity. NCBI's taxonomy places the organism in Eukaryota, Viridiplantae, Streptophyta, Magnoliopsida, Solanales, Solanaceae. Gene Ontology annotation, biological process: DNA-templated transcription. The coding region runs from base 10 to 651 and encodes 213 amino acids. The record is from RefSeq and is a predicted model, not a curated record.
CAGAAUAUUAUGAUCAUCACAGUUCAUAAAAUUCCCUCAAAUUUCACCAGCUUCCACUUACCUGUCCCCCCACCCCACCCCAUCACCACUCCCACUCCCCCACUCACCCCUAUAAAAGUCCACCCCCGACCCCACCACCACGCACUAUACAUACACCUACAGCUCAGUCAGCUCACUCAGUUUACACCAUUUUUUCCGGCGACUAAUAUGGCGGAGGACGACGUCGUUCCUCAAACAUUCCGAGCAUAUGUAGAAACUGCAGAAAAAAAGUUCGCCAGAGUCCGCGACUUACCGGCGUACGGACGAUGGGGAACAAGUAAUCACUACUUCCACAAAGUGUUCAAAGCGUAUAUGAAGCUCUGGAAAUACCAACAGGAACACCGAAUAAAGCUAAUACAGUGUGGUUUACAGCGUUGGGAGAUCGGUGAGAUCGCUUCACGGAUCGGUCAAUUAUACUUUAGUCAGUAUAUGAGGACAAGUGAAGCGAGGUUUUUGUUAGAAUCAUGUAUUUUCUAUGAAGCGAUUUUGAAUAGGAAGUAUUUUGAAGGCUCUGGAAAUGAUCGGAAUGUGAGGUUUAAGGAAUUGAGGUUUUAUGCAAGGUUUUUAAUGGUUUUGUUGAUUUUGAAUCGUGGGAAAUGGCAAAGUUGUUAA